Messenger RNA from Brassica napus (rape), 12006 nucleotides. RefSeq names its product ATP synthase subunit beta, chloroplastic-like. The record is from RefSeq and is a predicted model, not a curated record. Gene Ontology annotation, molecular function: proton-transporting ATP synthase activity, rotational mechanism; ATP hydrolysis activity; ATP binding. Lineage: Eukaryota; Viridiplantae; Streptophyta; Magnoliopsida; Brassicales; Brassicaceae. Bases 427 to 1992 code for a protein of 521 amino acids. Gene Ontology annotation, cellular component: chloroplast thylakoid membrane. Gene Ontology annotation, biological process: proton transmembrane transport; proton motive force-driven mitochondrial ATP synthesis. The transcript has a single exon.
UCACUCUUGACAGUAAUAUAUGUUGUAUAUGUAAAUCCUAGAUAUGACAAUAUGCGGAAUUCAUCCAUGAAAAUGAAAAACAAGGGGGGGUUGAUAUCGAUGGGACGCAUAACCGGAUAUGCUAAAAUGAAAAUAUGAAAAAAAAAGGCUAAUGAGAUCGAAAUAAUGAAUCAUAAAUAGAGUUCCAUUUCGGAAUUGGCUAGAUAAAACAAAGUCUUGCCUAUUAUGACAAAUAAAUCAAAGACUUUCCACAAAAAUUUUUUUUAUUCAUAUAUUUUUUAUUUUAAAACUAGGUUUUGGUUAGUUGAGCUUGAAAACGACUAUUCCUUCAUUGAAAUUUAAUUAAGUAAAAAAUUGAAUUGCAUAUUCGCUUGGGUGGUACCAAUGAAAUCGAGUGCUUACUCCCAUUUAUUAUUGAAUUAACCAAUGAAUUUACUAUCGAAGAUUUUUUCUGUAUUCGAAAAAUUUCGCAACAAAAUUGAACAUAUUUUUAUUAUGAGAAUAAAUCCUACUACUUCGGAUCCAGCGGUUUCAAUACGUGAAAAAAACAACCUGGGACGUAUUGCCCAAAUCAUUGGUCCGGUACUGGAUGUAGCCUUUCCCCCGGGCAAGAUGCCUAAUAUUUACAAUGCUCUGGUGGUUAAGGGUCGAGAUACGCUUGGUCAAGAAAUUAAUGUGACUUGUGAAGUACAGCAAUUAUUAGGAAACAACCGAGUUAGAGCUGUAGCUAUGAGCGCGACCGAGGGUUUAAAGAGAGGGAUGGACGUGGUUGAUAUGGGAAAUCCUCUAAGUGUUCCAGUCGGCGGAGCGACUCUAGGACGAAUUUUCAAUGUACUUGGGGAACCUGUUGAUAAUUUAGGUCCUGUCGAUACUCUCACAACAUCUCCUAUCCAUAAAUCCGCGCCUGCUUUUAUAGACUUAGAUACAACCUUAUCUAUUUUUGAAACAGGAAUUAAAGUAGUAGAUCUUUUGGCCCCUUAUCGUCGUGGGGGAAAAAUCGGACUAUUCGGUGGGGCUGGCGUGGGUAAAACAGUACUAAUUAUGGAAUUGAUCAACAACAUUGCCAAAGCUCAUGGUGGUGUAUCCGUAUUUGGUGGAGUAGGCGAACGAACUCGUGAAGGAAAUGAUCUUUACAUGGAAAUGAAAGAAUCUGGAGUCAUUAAUGAACUAAACCUUGCGGACUCCAAAGUAGCCCUAGUCUACGGUCAGAUGAAUGAACCGCCGGGAGCUCGUAUGAGAGUUGGUCUGACUGCCUUAACUAUGGCAGAAUAUUUCCGAGAUGUUAAUGAGCAAGACGUACUUCUAUUUAUCGACAAUAUCUUCCGUUUUGUACAAGCAGGAUCCGAGGUAUCCGCUUUAUUGGGUAGAAUGCCUUCUGCUGUGGGUUACCAACCCACCCUUAGUACCGAAAUGGGUUCUUUACAAGAAAGAAUUACUUCUACGAAAAAAGGGUCCAUAACCUCUAUUCAAGCAGUUUAUGUACCUGCAGACGAUUUGACUGACCCUGCUCCUGCCACCACAUUUGCACAUUUAGAUGCGACUACCGUACUAUCAAGAGGAUUAGCUGCUAAAGGUAUCUAUCCAGCGGUAGAUCCUUUAGAUUCAACGUCAACUAUGCUACAACCUCGAAUCGUUGGCGAGGAACAUUAUGAAACUGCGCAACAAGUAAAGCAAACUUUACAACGUUACAAGGAGCUUCAGGACAUUAUAGCUAUCCUGGGGUUGGACGAAUUAUCCGAAGAGGAUCGCUUAACCGUCGCAAGAGCACGAAAGAUUGAGCGUUUCUUAUCACAACCUUUUUUCGUAGCAGAAGUAUUUACAGGUUCUCCGGGAAAAUAUGUUGGGCUAGCGGAAACAAUUAGAGGGUUUAAUUUGAUCCUUUCCGGAGAAUUUGAUUCUCUUCCUGAACAGGCCUUUUACUUAGUGGGUAACAUCGAUGAAGCUACUGCGAAGGCUACGAACUUAGAAAUGGAGAGUAAAUUGAAGAAAUGACCUUAAAUCUUUGUGUACUGACUCCGAAUCGAAUUGUUUGGGAUUCAGAAGUAAAAGAAAUCAUUUUAUCUACUAAUAGUGGACAAAUUGGCGUAUUACCAAAUCACGCGCCGAUUGCCACAGCUGUUGAUAUAGGUAUUUUGAAAAUACGCCUUAAUAACCAAUGGUUAACAAUGGCUCUGAUGGGCGGUUUUGCUAGAAUAGGCAAUAAUGAAAUUACUAUUUUAGUAAAUGAUGCAGAGAAGAAUAGUGACAUUGAUCCACAAGAAGCUCAGCAAACUCUUGAAAUAGCAGAGGCGAACUUGAGAAAAGCUGAAGGCAAGAGACAAACAAUUGAGGCUAAUCUAGCUCUCAGACGAGCUCGGACACGCGUCGAGGCUCUCAAUACGAUUUGAUUUUGUAACUAGCUGACGUAUAAAAAAAUAGGAUCCAAAAGCGAGAAAAAAAAAAAAAAAAAGCUGGCUACAAAAACUUAUUAGACACCAUUGAUCAUGGUGUCUAAUAAGUUAUACCUACUAUUGGAUUUGAACCAAUGACUCCUGCCGUAUGAAAGCAAUACUCUAACCACUGAGUUAAGUAGGUUAUUUAUCAUCGUAAAGAGAAGGCACGGGGAUACUUAUCACAUCGAUAGGAUUAUAAAUCCAAUAUUAUUUCUAAGCAAUACCAAUAAACAACGAGAUGAAAGAGAUAUAAUGUUCGAUCAUAUAAUAUUAAUCUUGACAAGAAAUUAUCUACAUGAUAAGAUAAGAUAAAAUGUGGAUCAUAAACACAAGGGCUAUAGCUCAGUUAGGUAGAGCACCUCGUUUACACGUGCGCCAAAGUUUUUCAGAGGAGUCCAUCACGCAAUCAAACCAAUUGAUUGAUCUUAUUAAUAAAUCGAUGUCUUACUCCAUGACUUUUUUUUAGGAAAAAGAGGAGAACAAUAGCCUGACAUUAGGUCCUAUUAAAGUACCCCAUUUCGGUAGGGAAUUAAUAGAACCCAUCAUUGAUUUGAGAUAUUGAUAGGGUGAAUACCCAGUCUACUUAAUGCUAGGCAGAAUGAGUAUAAGGAACUCAAAAAUGAUCUUUUCGUCCUAUGAACCUUAAGGUGUAGCAAGUUUCAUAUUUGAUUUUUUAAUCAGGAUGUUAGAGACUAUAUUUAACUUAAGUUGAUCUAGACCAAAAGCAAACCUACGUCAAGAGAACCCUUCUUUGAAACACUUUGGUAGUUAUUCUGUAUUGUAUUAGAAUUAAAAAAUAAUCAAUCAGAGUACUUGGAACCAUUUCUUAUCUUUUUUUUUUAAGAAAAAAUAUGGUAGACUAACUGAUCUUUCUAUCAGUUAAUGAAAGAGCCCAAUGCAAAAAAAAUGCAUGUUGGGUCUUUGAAAGAGUUCGAAUCAUUUUGAUAAUAAUAAGUUCGAGCUCUUUUACCGAGCAGGUCUACGGUUCGAAUCCGUAUAGCCCUAACUAAUAAAUUUAUUCUAAUAAAUGACAUUCAAAUCCAAAUAAUUGGAUAAUUUUUGACUUUUUAUUGUAUUCUUUAUUUCUAACUGGUUACUUUCAAUUUGUUGGUUCAUAAAAAAAACUCCCAGACCCUAAACCAUAAGUCCUGGGGGUCGUUCAGAAUAAAACGGAAAACCAAAUUUGAUUUCAUUUGAUUUCAGUGGAUCCAAUCACUAUCUAUAGAUAUAUCUAGAUAGAUACUUAUAAUUUAGAAUAAACGUUUUUUAUUCAUUCAUUUUCAUAGUCGUAAGUGGAUUUUUUGAUACGUCAUAAUUUUAAAAACGAAGAUAUUUUUAUCAAUUUGUUUUAUUUUUAAAUAAAACAUAAAGCAAAUUUAAGAAACAGAAAUAAAAAAAAUUACUAGUUAUUAAUCAUAUUAAUAUUAUAUUAUUAAUAUGAGAAACUAUUAGUAAUAGAAACAUGGAAAUAUUAAGUAAUAAGUGUACUGAAAAUAAGAUUACAAUCAAUAAAUCUUAAAAGGAGACGUCUACCACAGCAACCAAACGAAAAUAAAUGAUUCGAUUAACCUGAAUUUUUGUUUUGACGCAAGAGUUAUAUAUACCUUGCCCAAUCCACUCCGAUUGGAAUUGACUAAGCGGGUAUUUUUUCCACAUUCAUAGGAGUUCGUCUAUGUUUCUGCUUUACGAAUAUGAUAUUUUCUGGGCAUUUUUAAUAAUAUCAAGUGCUAUUCCUGUUUUGGCAUUUCUAAUUUCCGGGGUUUUAUCUCCAAUUACGAAGGGGCCGGAGAAACUUUCUAGUUAUGAAUCAGGUAUAGAACCGAUCGGGGAUGCUUGGUUACAAUUUAGAAUCCGUUAUUAUAUGUUUGCUCUAGUUUUUGUUGUUUUUGAUGUUGAAACCGUUUUUCUGUAUCCGUGGGCAAUGAGUUUCGAUGUACUAGGGGUAUCCGCUUUUAUAGAAGCUUUCAUUUUCGUGCUUAUCCUAAUUCUUGGUUUAGUUUAUGCAUGGCGAAAAGGAGCGUUGGAAUGGUCUUAGUUCGUUUCCUGAAUACUUGUACAAUAACAAUAAAAAAAAAGUAAAAAAAAACCAUUGAAACAAUUAUGAAUUCCAUUAAGUUUCCCGUACUUGAUCGAACAACAAAAAACUCAGUUAUUUCAACUACGUUAAAUGAUCUUUCAAAUUGGUCAAGACUUUCCAGCCUAUGGCCGCUUCUUUAUGGUACCAGUUGUUGUUUUAUUGAAUUUGCCUCAUUAAUAGGCUCCCGAUUUGACUUUGAUCGUUAUGGGCUAGUACCAAGAUCAAGUCCUAGACAGGCGGACCUUAUUUUAACAGCAGGUACAGUAACAAUGAAAAUGGCUCCUUCUUUAGUGAGAUUAUAUGAACAAAUGCCUGAACCAAAGUAUGUUAUUGCUAUGGGAGCGUGUACAAUUACAGGGGGGAUGUUCAGUACCGAUUCUUAUAGUACUGUUCGAGGGGUUGAUAAGCUAAUUCCUGUAGAUGUCUAUUUGCCGGGUUGUCCACCUAAACCAGAGGCUGUUAUAGACGCUAUAACAAAGCUUCGUAAGAAAAUAGCUAGAGAAAUCUAUAAGGAUCGAAUUAGACCUCAACGGGGUAAUCGGUGUUUUACUACCAAUCACAAGUUUUUUGUUGUACGCAGUACACAGACUGGAAAUUAUGAUCAAGAAUUACUCUAUCCACCAUCAUCUACUUCAGAGAUCUCUACUGAAACAUUUUUUAAAUACAAAAGCCCAGUAUCUUCCCACGAAUUAGUGAAUUAGGGAGGAUUUGAGAGAAUAAGAAAAAAAUCUUCAUAAAUUAGAACUCAUGGUAAAUGUGAAAUACUUAAAUUUAUAUAAAAAAGGUGUGGGGGAAAUAAAAAAGAUGCAGGGCACUUUGUCCGUUUGGCUAGCCAAACGCGGGCUGGUUCAUAGAUCGUUGGGCUUCGAUUACCAAGGAAUAGAGACUUUACAAAUAAAGCCCGAAGAUUGGCAUUCUAUUGCUGUAAUUUUAUAUGUAUAUGGUUACAAUUAUUUACGUUCCCAAUGUGCCUAUGAUGUGGCACCAGGUGGCCUCUUAGCCAGUGUGUAUCAUCUUACGAGAAUAGAAUAUGGUGUCAAUCAAGCGGAAGAAGUUUGCAUAAAAGUAUUUACUCACAGGAGUAAUCCCAGAAUUCCAUCUGUUUUCUGGGUUUGGAAAAGUACGGAUUUUCAAGAACGGGAAUCUUAUGAUAUGUUAGGAAUCACUUAUGAUAGCCAUCCGCGGCUGAAACGGAUCUUAAUGCCCGAAAGUUGGAUAGGGUGGCCUUUACGUAAGGAUUAUAUUGCCCCCAAUUUUUAUGAAAUACAAGAUGCUUAUUGAAUGAUAAAAAAUUUGAAUGAUAAAAAUGAGUCUUAGUUUCUACAACUACGGACCUUCGCGGAAUAUUUUGAAUUCGAGUCGUUUUUAGAUCAAACAAACAGAAGAAUUAAGGUCUUAUUCAUAUUAUUAUAGAUAGCUUAAUCUCCAAUUUGAAAGAUACUUUUUUCCUAAAAGCCGAGCCAAUAGGAUGAACUAAAAAAAAAAAAAGAGUUCUGCAUUAUGAACUUUGUAUCGCGCACAUAACUUAGUCAACUUUAGUCACAUAACUGGGAAUGAAUAAAUAAGAUUGGAAAGCAAUACAAUAAAUGGGGGGGUUAAAAUUCUAUUUCUAUUGUAUCUAAUCUAAUGAAUCUUGGGGGUAUUUCUGCCCUUCAACGAUAGAUACUAUAGAUAGAUAUAGAUAGAUAGAUAUAGAUCUUUUUUUUUUUACUUUUUUUUAUUCUUUCAACCAGAACUUUCCUUUCGAAUAUGUAUUAGGUAUAAAGUCUUAUACAUUUUUUUUGAACGGAUGGAUCCACAACAUGAACAAAAAAGAGAGGGGGAUAAAGGAUUAUUGCACUUUUUUUACUAAAGAUACGUUUAAUUUGAAGACUAUAAACUUAUCAAAAUUAAUCAAUCCUAUGCCAAGAACCAGAUUUGAACUGGUGACACGAGGAUUUUCAGUCCUCUGCUCUACCAACUGAGCUAUCCCGGCCAUUACCGAAGUAUCAUUCUCAUUUUAUGAGAUGACUUAGGUCUAUGUCAAUUAAAAGAAACGCAAAAGUAGUAAAUGAAAAAAGUUUUGGACCGGGAAUUUAUUGGAUCUUCGAAAAGAAGACUUUCUAAGUUUUAGAAUGAAAAAUUAUUUAGAUUCGAAAUAAUUCAAAUCGAUAGUUCUUUCUCAUUUGUAUAUGUAUGAUAUAUCCCACAAGACUUGUAUAUAAUAAGAAAAGAAAUUCGAGUUUGUAAAAGUGUCGGAUGAAUGAAAAAAGAUCAAUGAAUUCUUGAAUAACUAAAAAAAGGGUAAGGUGUCAAACAGACUUUUUUAGGGAGUAGGGUUGGGGAUAGAGGGACUUGAACCCUCACGAUUUUAAAAGUCAACGGAUUUUCAUCUUACUAUAAAUUUCAUUGUUGUCAGUAUUGACAUGUAGAAUGGGACUCUAUCUUUAUUCUCGUCCGAUUAAUAAGUUCCACCAAGGAUCUAUCAGACUAUGAAGUGAAUCGUUUGAUUCAACACAAGGGAUUGAACUCCAUUUGUUAGAACAGCUUCCAUUGAGUCUCUGCACCUAUCCCGCUUUCUAAACUCUGGUUUGUUCGCGUAACCCAGGAUUUGGCUCAGGAUUGCCCAUUGUUAAUUCCAGGGUUUCUCUGAAUUUGAAAGUUAUCACUUAGUAGGUUUCCAUACCAAGGCUCAAUCCAAUUAAGUCCGUAGCGUCUACCAAUUCCGCCAUAUCCCCCUUUUUGCUUUGAGAUUAGGAUCUCAUUAUGAUGUCUUUCCACUUUUUCUUAUGACGAAACCUUGGAAUUCAUUACAUACAGAUACUUAUUUUAUUUCUUUGGUAUCUUCUUGCAUUUUUUUUAGCCCCAUCCAUAUUGAUUUAGUUUAAUCAACAAAGAUUCUAUCAUUUUUGUAUUUGCAAUUCAAUAUGGUUAUAUAUUAGAGAACAUAUAUAUGUUCUUCCUUUUCUCAUCGUUGUCUUCAAUUUUAAGAAAUAGUCGAACGGUCGAUUCGUUUUUUUUACUUCCAUGAAAAGAAAUUUAUGAUCAUUAUUGAAACUUAGAAUUCUACAAUGUGCAAUGUAAAAAGAUUAUAAGUCUACUUCGUAGAUUUGAAAUUCGAAUAAUUCUAAAAAAGUAUAUUCGAAAUGAAUAUUCGAAUAUUCAUUCUAAUAAUUUAAUUCUAUAAAAUAAUAAAGAAUAUAAAAAGAGAAAAAGUAUCAAAUAAUAAUAAUUGCAUGAGGUUAGAACAAAAAAACCAAGAAUUUCAAAUCAGAUAUCAUUUAACUUUAAAAAAAAAGCUUUCCGGUCUAAUUAAAAUUUUCUUAUUUAGAAACUCAUGAAAUCAAAAUUAGAAAGUCGAUAUAUUGCUAUAUUAUAUUAAUUCAUUAAGGUUUUGUUUUAUUUAUUUAAUGAUAGUCACUAUUUAUUUGAGCUAUAUUCUGUUCUAGAAUAUCGAAAAUAUGAUGAAUUCUAAAUAGAUAAGGAAAAAUAUGAAUAGAAUAGUUAAUUAAUACGAUCUAGUAGUUUAGUGAAUUUGUAUACACUAUUUUAGUUGAGCCCGCUUAGCUCAGAGGUUAGAGCAUCGCAUUUGUAAUGCGAUGGUCAUCGGUUCGAUUCCGAUAGCCGGCUUUUACAUAGUUUUUCAUUUUUUUUACAUGAUUUUUAAUGUACUUUCAAAAAAAAAUAAGAUUGAAAAGACUUCUUUCACCUUUUUCCAAGAGUUACCACGCCAUUUAUAUUAUGUCAUAUAAACUUCCAUAUAGGAAUAUAUAUUGGGGUAAAAGGGUUAGAUCUUGGCAAAAUAAAUGAAGAAAAUAAAGGAAAAUUUUUGUGAUUUAUUGAUUUAUAUAUAUUGUAUAUACAAUAAAAAAAAUCUGUAUAUUGAGAGAAUAUAUCUUCUGACUCUUUGUAUUCCAAUAGUUUAUUGGAGUGGAUUUUACGUUAUUUAUCAUUAUCAUUUAGUUCAGUUUUAAUUUUGUUUAGUUUUUGUACAAUUUCAAUAAAAAAAGGAGUCUUUAUGUCACGUUACCGAGGGCCUCGUUUUAAAAAAAUACGCCGUCUGGGGGCUUUACCGGGACUAACUAGUAAAAGGCCUAGGGCAGGAAGCGAUCUUAGAAACCAAUCACGCUCCGGAAAAAAAUCUCAAUAUCGUAUUCGUUUAGAAGAAAAACAAAAAUUGCGUUUUCAUUAUGGUCUUACAGAACGCCAAUUACUUAAAUAUGUUCGUAUCGCCGGAAAAGCUAAGGGGUCAACGGGUCAAGUUUUAUUACAAUUACUUGAAAUGCGUUUGGAUAACAUCCUUUUUCGGUUGGGUAUGGCUUUGACUAUUCCUCAAGCGCGCCAAUUAGUUAACCAUGGGCAUAUUUUAGUUAAUGGUCGUAUAGUUGAUAUACCAAGUUAUCGAUGCAAACCCCGAGAUAUUAUUACAGUGAAGGAUGAACAAAACUCUAGAACUUUGGUUCAAAAUCUUCUUGAGUCAUCUGCCCCCGAGGAAUUGCCAAACCAUCUGACUCUUCACACAUUCCAAUAUGAAGGGUUAGUCAAUCAAAUAAUAGAUAGGAAAUGCGUCGGUUUGAAAAUAAAUGAAUUGCUUGUCGUAGAAUAUUACUCUCGCCAGACUUAAAAAACCUAAGUGAAGUAAAAAAAAAUCACUAAAAACAAGAGUUCGGACAACUCCCCUUUGCCCGCUUUUUUGAUUAAAACUAAAAAGGGACAAGGUAAGGGAUUUUGUCGGGGAAUCUUUUUCCUAUUCAUGUAUCAUAGAUUGGUAGGGAGGUUUGGAUCCCUUGUUUGCUCUUCCCAGCAUUUUCCAUAGCAAAGAAAUGUAGAUUUUAUAUCUAGAAAAAUUGGAAGUAGAUAGAAUAUUUUUUUAUAAAAAACGAGUCCGCUUUUAUGUUAGUUCGUACUAUAAAAUUCCUUUGUUUGUGAGAAAAUUUUCUCACAAAAGAAAAGUUAAAGGAAAUAAAAAGAGUUAUAGAAUGGAUUACUACCUAUGCCAAGAUCGCGUAUAAAUGGAAAUUUUAUUGAUAAAACCUUUACAAUUGUAGCCGAUAUCUUAUUACGAGUCAUUCCGACAACUUCCGGAGAAAAAGAGGCAUUUACUUAUUACAGAGAUGGUGCGAUUUGAUUAUCAUUAUCAUUUUUUUCUAUUUCUCACCGAUUUGGAAUAGAAAAAAAUGAGUAUUGAAAAAAAUCUACGCUUUUGAAGGUGAAGUUUAUAAUAUAAAAAAGCAAUCCCUUCUGUCAUGUAUCCACGAUUAGUGCAGCCUUAGAUGCUUCAAUUAUGAAUUCUAGUAUUGAGCAAAAGGUUUUUUACCUACGGUUCCCGUAUUACAGAUCAAUCCUACUAGACUAAUACAAUAUACGAAUAGGAGGCACAGGGGAAGAAGCACUACGCCGAGAAAUCAACAACACGAAAACUUUCUUCAAAAAGAUUCCUUUUCUUUCUUCUUCUUUGGGAUUGGGACUAAUUAAAAUGGUUGGAACAAUAAACAUCCAUCUCGUCCGUACUUUGGAUACCCGUAUAACCAUUGAAGACUGUUGAAGUGACUAAUUCCUGGAAAUUUAGGGGCGUUGAGAACAAAGAAAUUGUUAGAGUUUCCUUUUUUAUUUUUAUCUAGUAUGAAUAUGAAUCCACUUGGUAGUAAGAAAAGAUCUUUUACAAGAAGGUUGGCUAGGGAUUUCUUGUAAAAACAUUAGCCCCGCUUAGUUCAUAAUGACAUCAAAUUUUUCCAUAUCCAUAUAUUUAUUAUUUUCAUUAUGCACCUAAAGGAGGAGCCGUAUGAGAUGAAAAUCUCACAUACGGUUCUGAAACGGAGAAUUCGUUAAAGCGAAUGACGACCGUAACGGAUGUCGGCUCAAUCUGAAGGAAAUUAUGCGGAAGCAUUACAGAAUUAUUAUGAAGCUAUGCGACUAGAAAUUGACCCCUAUGAUCGAAGUUAUAUACUCUAUAAUAUAGGCCUUAUCCACACAAGUAAUGGGGAACAUACCAAAGCUUUAGAAUAUUAUUUUCGGGCAUUAGAACGAAACCCCUUUUUACCACAAGCUUUUAAUAAUAUGGCUGUGAUCUGUCAUUACGUGCGACUAUCUCCACUAUAGAAAAAAAGAACGAACAGCUAGUCAAUGAAAUACUAGAAAAAAAAAAAGGCUUUCUACAUAAGCAUCGUCCAAAACGAUUUUUUAUCAGCUGUAGCAAAUAAAUAAACUUCAUGGAUCGAAAUAUGAAGUGAAGACUAGAUAUGCCUAAAUACUUUAUUUUCUAUGGAUAAAAAAAGAUUUAAUUGAUAGAGGAAGCACCGUAAAGAUCAACUGGAAAGGUUUUGGACCGAUACAACAAGAGCUGUUUAUUUAUAUCAUAAUAUGAGAUAAAUCUUAGAAAUCUACUUAUGUAAUAGAGUGGAUCCCCUAAGGUAUUGAGCAGCGGUGUAGCAUCAGAUCCUAAAGACAGUAAGUCUUUUUCUUUUUAUGAUAUGAAGUAUGAAAAAAAGUCUUUUUCAACGAUUCUAUAUAAAUUUAUAUAUGAAAGCGGGAUAGUUACCUUUCAGAAAAUUCUAAUAUCUAAUAACAGUGGACAUGCCUUUUUUUUCUGAAGGUAGGAGAAAAGAUAAAACUUAUUAUUAGAUUAAUUAAUAUAUUAAUUAAAUCAAAACGAAAGUUUGAAACUCAUGUAAUUACUCUCUUUUGUUUAAUCCAAGAAAAACCGAAUGAAUAUCUAUAAGAAAUCUCAUUCAAUUAGAUAUAAAGUUAAAGUAGGUUAAAGUGAAAAAAACUGGUACACCAAAACAAAAGAGUUGGUUGUCGAGCCGUAUGAGGUAGGAAACUCUCAAGUACGGUUCUCAGGGAGGGAAUUGACCCGCCUAUUCCGACCGUGGAGAACAGGCCAUUCAACAAGGAGAUUCUGAAAUGGCGGAGGCUUGGUUUGCUCAAGCCGCCGAGUAUUGGAAACAGGCUAUAACGCUUACUCCUGGUAAUUAUAUUGAAGCACAGAAUUGGUUGACGAUCACGAGGCGCUUCGAAUAAGAACUUUUUCUUUGUUUCUUUUUUUUUUAUUCUAUAAUAUAUCUUUAUUUGUUUUUACAAUUAAUUGUUUUUUAGUUUCUUGGCCCUCUCGGUCAAAUAAACCAGAUUCUUUUUUCUAUCAGAAGAACCAAUCCCAGAAAAAAAUUUCAUUAUAUCCUUUUCUCAAAUCGUUCUAUUUAAUCUGGUAUUCUCUAGGGAUAAGUAGUACAUGAAUAUGAGAAUAUCUAUAAUAUCUAUAUCUAGUUUUUUCUAUUUUUUUCUUUUCGACUAUUAAAACGAAUAAAAGGGAUUUGAAAAUGACUAAAUAUCAAUACUAGAAUGUUUCUUAGUAAUGACUAAUAAGCGGUUAUUGAAAUAGGAUAAUAUCCUCUAUUUAAAACAUAAAAAAUAGGCUAUAUUUCGGAACUUAUAAUUGAAAUAUGAAUACACUAGAUUAGGUUAUAAAAAAAAAUUAUUUGUGUACCAAUACUAAUGUAAAGGUGCGAAAACGCUUUUUAA